UCACGGUCGCGGACGCCGUCGACGACGCCACUAUCGUCACUGCCGCCGAUGGUCAGUGUCUUCUUAGCAGCCGCCACGCGUACGAUGAACGCUCCACGAUCGGUUGGGGGUUCGCUAGCGUCGGUUCUUGGGUUCGCGCUCGUACUGGCCGUCGCCGCCGCCGAGUCCGAUUCAGCCGGACCUGACGCGUCCUCGCUGCAGACGACCGAGGCCACCGGGCCGGCUGAAGGUCGUGGACACUUCAAGAAGAUGAUGUUGAACCCGUACAUGCUGAUACCGCAGCUGAUCGCACUGGGCUUCGCGCCGAUCGUUCUCGCCAACCUCAAGAUGAUGGUCAUGUCGGCGCUGAUGAUCAACAACAUGGCCCUGAACGCGGCCAUUUUCAUGACCGUCCGGAACAUGGUGUUCGGUCCGCGGCCCAAGGUCAAGUACGUCAACCACGGUUAUCAUCACGACCACCAAAACCAACAUCAUCAUAGUCUUCGCCAAGAAGACAGCGAUCAUCCACACCACGACCACAACGACGAUGACGGUGUCCAAAGUCAUCACGCCAGAAAGAGCGAGCAACGCGCGUCGUCGAGAAGGACGCAUACGAGCAUAAAACGUCGCCGCCGCAAGACGCCGGAUACACAACCCAUCGCUGCUUUGUUGCGGCAACGACCGACUCCACCACCGCCGUUAAUUUAAAAACAUUAUUAUUUAUUUAUUCUUUAUUUUUUCAAGCGCCUUUUAAUAAUUUAUUCUAUUGUGUAAAUAUCGACUAUCUAGUCUAUUUAAUUUAUUAAUUUAUUUAUUCGCAUUUUAUUCGUACGGUCGAAUCAAAGCCCUGCAGAGGCAACCCCGGUGUCAUAUAUACUAUACAUAUAAUAUGUAAGUGCACACUGCACAUGUGCCGAGUUGUGUAAAAAAAAUCAUUUAACAUUUAAUGAAUCAAUACCUAGUCAGCUAUGAUAUACGUAUCAUAUGGUCCCUCAAACACGAUGUAGUUGCCCACGAUUGGUUCGUUUUGGUGAUGAAUUUUUUUUUUUUUUAUGCAACUCGGCAAUAGUUUAAUAACUGCAAAUACCAAUUAUAUAUGGCCAGGUAUAAAGUGCCAGAGUGGUGCACCUAGAGUGUUUCACGAAGAUUCGCUAGUAUAAGGAAUGCCAAAUGGACGUAUAUUACCCGGCGGUGACUUCAUACAUAAGACAUCUUCGUGAGAUAUUCUGUGAUCCGAAUGCACCUCAAGAUUAUAGUAUUAUAUAGGUUAGGAACGUGCUUGAUGACAUUAUUUCAUAUAGUAAACUGUUUGUCAACAUGCAAGGAAUACGUACCCCGCGUCUUAAGUUUAGCGAGAAAAGUGCCGAACGUCGCGCAAUAUUGUCAAAAUCGAGUUAGUGUUUUCAGAUAUUACCUUUAUAGGUAUAACCGUUCGUAGAAAAAAACAAUAUUUUUCCGAUAUGAA
Messenger RNA from Myzus persicae (green peach aphid), 1444 nucleotides. RefSeq lists its product as uncharacterized. Lineage: Eukaryota; Metazoa; Arthropoda; Insecta; Hemiptera; Aphididae. The transcript has a single exon. The record is from RefSeq and is a predicted model, not a curated record. The coding region runs from base 49 to 687 and encodes 212 amino acids.